CGAAGACGAUAUAACCGUUAUUUCUGAGCUGAAGGAAGCGCGACAAAGAGACAGCAGCACGCCAGCAUGACGGAGCCACGCAUGAGGCUGCGGCAAAAAGGCCAGCAGUUCCCCACGCAAGACUUAGAAGCCUUCCUCCUCGCCUUUGGCGACAACGACUACCCCCUCGCAGAAACGAUGCGCGUCCUCGACGAAAUCAUCACAGACUACAUCAUCGAAACCUGCCACGAAGCUGCAUCUGUCGCCCACCACGCGCGCCGCGCCAAGAUCAAGCUCGACGAUUUCAAAUUCAUGCUGCGCCGCGACACGGGCAAGUUGGGCCGUGUGAGCGAGAUGCUGGAGACGGAUAAAGAGCUCAAGAGGAAGAGGAAGGCGUUUGAUACGGAUGAGGGGGCGGUGCUGCAGGACAAAGAUGGGGCU
Molecule: messenger RNA, 420 nt
Organism: Alternaria alternata
Lineage: Eukaryota; Fungi; Ascomycota; Dothideomycetes; Pleosporales; Pleosporaceae
Product: TFIID-18kDa-domain-containing protein
Exons: 2
Biological process (GO): RNA polymerase II preinitiation complex assembly; transcription by RNA polymerase II
Cellular component (GO): transcription factor TFIID complex
Molecular function (GO): protein heterodimerization activity
Source: RefSeq, a predicted model, not a curated record